This is a messenger RNA of Rhinolophus ferrumequinum (greater horseshoe bat), 2549 nucleotides long. It is a transcript of the gene ATF6B, whose product is annotated as activating transcription factor 6 beta. NCBI's taxonomy places the organism in Eukaryota, Metazoa, Chordata, Mammalia, Chiroptera, Rhinolophidae. The coding region runs from base 21 to 2108 and encodes 695 amino acids. Gene Ontology annotation, biological process: regulation of transcription by RNA polymerase II; endoplasmic reticulum unfolded protein response. The record is from RefSeq and is a predicted model, not a curated record. Gene Ontology annotation, cellular component: nucleus. The transcript has 18 exons. Gene Ontology annotation, molecular function: DNA-binding transcription factor activity, RNA polymerase II-specific; RNA polymerase II cis-regulatory region sequence-specific DNA binding.
UUGGGGGGGAGGGGGGAAAGAUGGCGGAACUGAUGCUCCUCAGCGAGAUUGCGGACCCGACGCGGUUUUUCACCGACAACUUGCUGAGCCCGGAGGACUGGGACUGCACCUUGUACACCGGCCUGGAUGAAGUGGCCGAGGAGCAGACGCAGCUCUUCCGUUGCCCGGAGCAGGAUGUCCCGUUUGGCAGCAGCAUACUGGAUGUGGGCAUGGAUGUCAGCCCCCCUGAACCCCCAUGGGACCCCCUGCCUAUCUUCCCAGAUCUUCAGGUGAAGUCUGAGCCAUCUUCUCCCUGCUCUUCUUCGUCUCUCAGCUCCGAAUCAUCGCAUCUUUCCACAGAGCCCUCCAGCCAGGACUCUGGUGUAGGGGAGGUGCUGGUUGUGAAGAUAGAGUCCUUGGCACCCCCACUUUGCCUCUUGGGAGAUGAUCCAACAUCCCCGUUUGAAACCGUCCACAUCAAUGUGGGCCCCACCUCUGAUAAUCCCUCAGAAGUCCAGACCAAGCUAGAACCUGUCUCUCCAUCUUCCUCCGUCCACUCUGAGGCUUCCCUGCUCUCAGCAGAGUCCCCCACCCAGCCUUUCGUAGGAGAGGAGGUCCUGGAAGUGAAGACCGAGUCCCCAUCCCCUCACGGGUGUGUCCUGCGGGAUGUCCCAGGGCCCCCACUUGGAGCUGUCCAGAUCAGCAUGGGUCCAUCCCCCGAUGGCUCCUCAGGCAAAGCCCUGCCCGCCCGGAAGCCACCACUACAGCCCAAACCUGUGGUGAUAACCACCGUCCCAGUGCCACCCAGAGCCAUGCCUCCCAGCACCACCGUCCUUUUGCAGCCCCUUGUCCAGCCACCCCCAGUGUCCCCAGUGGUCCUCAUCCAAGGUGCUAUUCGAGUCCAGCCUGAGGGACCGGCCCCCCCUGCCCCCCGGCCUGAGAGGAAGACCAUUGUUCCCGCUCCUAUGCCUGGGAACUGCUGCCCGCCUGAAGUGGACGCGAAGCUGCUGAAGCGGCAGCAGCGAAUGAUCAAGAACCGGGAGUCGGCCUGCCAGUCGCGGAGGAAGAAGAAGGAGUACCUGCAGGGGCUGGAGGCCCGGCUGCAAGCCGUGCUGGCCGACAACCAGCAGCUGCGCCGUGAGAAUGCUGCCCUCCGGCGGCGGCUGGAGGCCCUGCUGGCCGAGAACAGCGAGCUCAAGUUAGGGUCCGGAAACAGGAAGGCGGUCUGCAUCAUGGUCUUCCUUCUCUUCAUUGCCUUCAACUUCGGGCCUGUCAGCAUCAGUGAGCCUCCUUCGGCUCCCGCCUCUCGGAUGAGCGGACAGGAGCCUCGACCCCGGAGACACUUGCUCGAGUUCUCAGCACAGUUGCCGGUUCAUGGAGUUGAGCCCCGCCAGGGCCCCACGGAGCCCCAGCCCAGCCCCGAAGGCCGGCCAAGUUUCAGGAACCUGACAGCCUUCCCCGGGGGUGCCAGGGAGCUGCUGCUGAGAGACCUGGACCAGCUCUUCCUCUCCUCUGACUGCCGGCACUUCAACCGAACUGAGUCCCUGAGGCUUGCUGACGAGCUGAGUGGCUGGGUGCAGCGCCACCAGAGAGGCCGGCGGAAGAUCCCGCAGAGGGCCCAGGAGAGACAGAAGUCUCAGCUGCGGAAGAAGUUGCCUCCAGUUAAGGCAGUCCCCACCCACCCCCCUGGGCCCCCAGAGAGGGAUUCUGUGGGCCAGCUGCAGCUGUAUCGCCACCCAGACCGUUCGCAGCCAGAGUUCCUGGAUGCAAUUGACCGACGGGAAGACACAUUUUAUGUCGUCUCCUUCCGACGGGACCACUUGCUGCUCCCAGCCAUCAGCCACAACAAGACCUCUCGGCCCAAGAUGUCCCUGGUGAUGCCAGCCAUGGCCCCCAAUGAGACCCUGUCGGGCCGGGGGGCCCCUAGGGACUAUGAGGAGAUGAUGCAGAUCGAGUGUGAGGUCAUGGACACCAGGGUGAUCCACAUCAAGACCUCCACGGUGCCCCCCUCGCUCCGAAAACAGCCGUCCUCAUCCCCGGGCAAUGCCACAGGUGGCCCCUUGGCAGCUUCCACAGCCAGCCAGGCGCACCAGGCCACCCGUCAGCCCCUCUACCUCAAUCAUCCCUGACCCCGCCUCUCACACUCAGUUAGAAUGGGGGGGCAGUGACCACGUGCGACUGUUCCUAAUUCCCCUGAUCCCUGGGCUUGGGCGGUUGGUAAGAGAAGGACAUAUGCAGAGGUGAGGAGGUUCACCACUCUUCUCACCCCUUUUUGGAAUAUAGGGCUCUUUUCGUUUCUCUGAACCCCUAGUCCCUGCUUCUUUCUUUGACGGUAUUGAGUGAGGGUAAGGUUUGGGGUGGGUGGGCCCUUGAUUCUUUUGCUUCUCUGUUUUGGGGGUGGAGAUGGGAACUUAGUCCCCAGGCGGGACAGGGAUGUUUUUGCAUUUUGGAGCUCGUUUCUGGGAGUAAAGGAAAGGUGGUGGAGGGAGAUCAGAUUUAUGUAUGUGCAUAUCUUUAAUUAUUAAAUAAACAACUUGGAGGGAGUUAAAGGAAUGGUGGCUGCCUUCCUG